AUCGGCCAGACUGUCCCAGCUACUCCACUGCCCUGGAUGAGGUGGUAAUAAUGACUCGCGAUGAGGCAUGUAGCACACACACUGGUCUUCGUCCAAAAAGGCUAUUAUAGUCCAGUCAUCCAGGUAUCGUUGAAGUUUCCUCUCUUCCAGCUUUCUUCCCGCUUCUCUUUCCGUUCCAUGUCUGUUUGAUCCAAAUGCUUUUACUAGCCGAACCGCGGGUGGCUUUUUUUGAUCGACAGCCGCCGGUUCCCAAAAGGGCCGAGCGUUACCUAAAGUCAACGAUCAACCUCGGCGCUUCCGAGGAAAGGUACGUGGAAGGCAACAAGCAGUCUUGGAUUUCCUCACGUCAGCGAGCACAUGGCUUGCAAUGCAUAAAGUUGCGGCUAUUGGAAUAGUUUCCUCAAUGGUCUCUUAAAAGUGGAUUGGAGGGCCACCUUAACUGGCCCGGUAUCAACAAGGUUCCAUCCCUGUUCGUGUGCAGCACGCAUGCAUAACAUUGAUCGACUAUAUAUGUAGUGAGAUGAGUCUUAGCAUUCUUAGCUGUCUAGUAUUCAUCACAUCGGGGGUUUGGA
Molecule: messenger RNA, 572 nt
Organism: Aspergillus eucalypticola CBS 122712
Lineage: Eukaryota; Fungi; Ascomycota; Eurotiomycetes; Eurotiales; Aspergillaceae
Exons: 1
Coding region: 195-395 (66 amino acids)
Source: RefSeq, a predicted model, not a curated record